Molecule: messenger RNA, 1790 nt
Organism: Erpetoichthys calabaricus (reedfish)
Lineage: Eukaryota; Metazoa; Chordata; Cladistia; Polypteriformes; Polypteridae
Exons: 4
Coding region: 146-613 (155 amino acids)
Source: RefSeq, a predicted model, not a curated record
GUAGUGCGCAGUUAAUCACUCUCACAUUUCUGUGGCGUUUGCACCAGGGCUGCUCUUCGGGACGUGGGAGAGAGUGCCAGAGAGGAAGAAUUUACAGAGCACGUCCAAUUCUGGUCACCAGCUUAGCAGAAGAGCCUGAGGAGACAUGGCUUCACGUUUUGCCUUUUCAAUAGUCGUGAUGGUGAUGGUGUUGGCAGCUCCGCUGACUGGAGGAGAGGAUGCGAAGUCUGAUUACGGCCACUGGAAUUACAGAGAAGGAGCGGACCGUGUGAAUGUCCAGGCCCUGAAGAGUGUGACUCGCAUCCUGGACAAGUGGGGGAACAGCAUCUUUUCUGAGGUGAAGAAGAUCCUGCAUAGUGACCCAAAUUCGGUCCUUCCAGAAUAUUCCAGGGUGCGCCCCUUGUCAGAGACCGUGAAUGACCUGUUCAAAGAAGUGAAAUCUUUACAGCGGCGGAUCUCCGAACUGCAUGAGCGCCUCGACACCUUGUAUCUCUUCUUCCGAAAGUAUGGCUAUGGAAAACCCCGUACUGCUGCUUCCGCCCAGUCGGCCCGAGGGUCAAAAGGCACGAUCCAACGCAGGGUGAUAAUUAAGCGAAUAAAGAAGAAAGAGUAGUCUCCGUCCUUGUGGUGUUCGGGGUUUGCCCACCUCUUCUCUUCUAUGUUCUGUACACUCCAGCAUCUCUAAAAGCUGCUGACCUGCCAGUCAAAGGCCUUGAAUAACUGCCAGCGUUUGACAUUGCCAUCUAAUGCAUGCAGACUGUCUGUGCCAGCCUCCUUAUAGCUGGUUUUGAAUGUCUAGAAGACGACACACAACAGUGAGCAACAAAUUCCAUCGCAAACAUUCUCGCCCAGCAUAAAUAAAGAUAGCGACGUAGCUGCUGCUACCGUACAAUACAAGACAUGCAAAAAUGGCCCUUUUCUUCAUGCCCUCUGACCCCUUAACCCUGGACUAAACUCAGUGGUACUGCUUGUAUCGGAUAUUUGGGGACACACUCAGUGACAUCUGUUUGGUAACAGCAUAGCCUUACAAUCGGGGGGGGGGGCUGGGGGGCUACAGUUGUGCCCAGAUCAUGAGAAUUUAAAAAUCAUCGCCCGCCAUUGGAGCAGCGCGUUAACGAGACUUGAGGUGUCGACGACUGGGAUGAGUGAGAAUAACAUCCUCUGAGAGUCAAAGAAAACUAAUUGAAGGAAAAAAAGAAGUCAUCUGAGUUGAUGAAAUGUUACUCAAGCUAAUGAAUAUUAAUUAAGGUGCAGACCCCACAGAGACAUACGAAUGUUUAAACUCUCUGAAGAGACCUCGUUAACGAUCGUCAAUUACAAAGGUUAAUUGAAUGAGCCUUUCAUUGCUUAGAUAUCGUAAUCCCAUGGUAGCGAGCAUCGCUCUCUGUGUAUCCACCUCCUCCAUGGCGGGUAUGCCAGUUAGCACUGCAGCCCCCCGCUCACUGUCUGUGUGGAGUUUUCAUGCUUACCUCGUGUGCUUCUCCCAAAGAUGAACAACUUCCAUUCACUGGCUUGUUUUGCCUGAAGGCGUCCUCUGAUUGCCAUGGGACACCACGUUGGCACCUGAGAUGACCCAAGUAGCCUCUUGCUUCAACCCUGACAUGGAAAAGUGGAUUCAGGAAAUUGGGCGUAAUGUCUCCUUUUAGCAUCAAGGUGUACACGGCUUCUUACUUGCAUAUCUCCUCAGAACACAAAAAUGCAAUAAAAGAUAUCAAUAAAAUGAAUGUAUACAUAGCAUGCGACAUAUUCUGUAUCUAUACAAAUGAAAUACAAUAUGGAUUUGCAAUUAU